GUUUGUGUGUCGGUGGGAUUUCUCACUUUUCCGUGUUUUGGAUAUUUUUUUCAGCUUUUUUAAAGGUUGUUUGUGUUUCCUGCACACACACACCUCCACUCUGACAUCACUUCCUGUUGUGACCCCCCCACACUGACCCCCCACCCUGAUUAAAGAUGGCGCUGUCUUCACGGUUAAAACUGUGGGAGCAGAAGAUAAAGGAGGAGAAGACCCCGGUGGCGGCGGCUGAACCGCCCCCCCCCCUGAGCGCCGUGCCGGGGGGGUUCCUCAAACAGCUGGUCCGAGAAACUGAGAAGGAGACGAAGCUCAAAGAGCCCGAGAGCAAAGAGGAGCGGCCGCCGAACAAGCUGAGUGAUAACCUGGUGCAGCAGUUCCUCCUCCCCGACGAGACCCCCCCCAUCCUGGAGGCCGAGAUGAUGCUUCUGAACAGCAAACAGAACGAGAACCAGACUCAGAACCAGACUCAGAACCAGACUCAGAACCUGACUCAGAACCAGACUCAGAACCAGACUCAGAACCAGACUCAGACCCAGAGGCAGUUAUUAUCUCCUGACCCUGGACACAGCAAGCAGGAAGUCAGACAGGAAGCAGCAGCAGCAGAGACGACGAAACAGCAAGUGGAGAUGAAGCCAGAGAAGAAGAAGAUACCGGAGAUGAAGAAGAAGAGGGUGGAGGAGGUGAAAAAGGAGGAGAAAAAGGGGGAGAAAGAGGAGAAAAAGGGGGAGAAAGAGCAGCGUCAGGAGCCAGAAGGGAGGCCGGAUGACUCAUCUGUUACCGAGCAGAACAGGAAGGAGGUGAGAGAUGUUUGGUAUGAAGCAGGAACCGUGUGGUACGUCCACAAAGACGGGUACACACUGGCCACGCAGCUGAAGCCUGAUGAAGGGACUCCUGAACUCCCAGAAGGCCGAGCGAGAGUCAAACUGCAGACGGACGGAUCUCUGCACGACGUCACGGAGGACCAAAUCCAGAAGGUGAACCCUUCAGAGAUGGAUCUGUGUGAGGACCUCAGUGAUCUGCAGAGUGUGAACGAGUCCUCAGUUCUUCACACUCUGAGCUGCAGAGCCAGAAACAACCAGCCGCUCACACACUCCGGACCUAACAUCAUCAACCUGUGGCCCCCCAUACACAGCAAGACCCCGAAGUCUCGUCGGGGGGAGUGUGUGUGGGACGCCCCCCCUGCGCUCUCCUCUCUGGUGAAGAGUGUGUACGUGUCGAUGGUGGGGACGCGCAGAGACCACAGUGUGUGUGUGUUGGGUCGCAGCGGGACGGGGAAGACCUCGACCAGUCAGAGCUUCACCCUCGCUCUGCUGAGGCAGGCCGGGACCACCGGGGGCAAAGUCACACUGGAGCGAGUGCAGGCCAUGUUCACGGUCCUCCGGUCGUUCGGAUGUGUUUCUUCUCCUCACAGCGACGCCUCCACUCGAUUCGCCUCCGUUUUCUCUCUCGACUUCAACCACGCAGGACAGGCAGCGGCCGGACACCUACAGACGAUGAUGCUGGACAAAUGGAAAGUGUGUCAGAAGACGGAGGGCGAGAGCAACUUCCUCGUCUUCUCUCAGCUGCUGGCAGGAAUCAGCACAGAGAUGAAGACGGAGCUGCAGCUGCACCAGCUUCCUGAGACAAACUCUUUUGGGAUCGUUCAUCCAACCAAGGUGGAGGAGAGACAGCGAGCCUCCGUCUCUUUCUCUAAGCUUCAGACAGCGAUGGACACUCUGAGUUUCUCCGCCUCAGAGCAGAAGGCCAUAUGGCACGUUCUGGCUGGGAUAUACCAUCUGGGAGCAGCGGGGGCCUGUAAAGUGGGCAGGAGGCAGUUUGUGAACUUCAGCAGCUCCCAGGCGGCCAGCAGCGUGCUGGGCUGCGAGGGAGAGGAUCUGCAGACGGCCGUGUUCAAACACCACCUCCGGCAGCUGCUGCAGAAAGCCACCAGGGGGGGUGAGAGGAGCGAGGCCGACGAGGGUCCCAGACUGACAGCUACUCAGUGUGUGAAUGGGAUGGCUGCAGGACUUUAUGAAGAACUGUUCACCUGCAUCGUCUCUCUGAUCAACAGGGCGCUCAGUAACCAGCAGCUGACCCUAGCCUCAGUGAUGCUGGUGGACGCUCCAGGCUUCAGGAACCCUCGUCACUCUGCGCAGGAUCGAGCCGCCGGCUGGUCGGAGCUCUGCAGCAACUACCUGCAGGAGAGACUGCACGAGAACUACCAUACACACACCUUCACACACACUCUGGAUAGGUACUCACAGGAGAAAGUCCCGGUGCAGCUGGAGGGUCCGGAGAACAGUCCGGCUGAAGUGGUGUCUGCCCUGGACCAGCAGCCUCCACAGGUGCGGGCGUCAGACGGAGACCCCCGAGGAUUGUUCUGGGUUCUGGACGAGGAGAUGGUGACUCCGUCCUGCAGCGAGAGCAACGUCCUGGAGAGGGUCUGCCAGUACUACAGCAGCACUGUGCGUCAGUGUGAGCAGCCCCUCCAGUGUGAGCUGAGUCACCUGAUGGGUUCUGACCCGGUCCGAUACGACCUCACCGGCUGGAUCGGACUCAUCCAGAACAAUCCGUCCUCUCAGAAUGCACUCGGUGUGCUGCAGAACUCCACCCUAGGGGCAGUGAAGGCCCUGUUCACCCCCCGGGUCUCGGUGCCCCCUCUCUGUCGGGGCAUGGCGGGUCUCGAGGGCUCGAGUCAGCGCUCGCUGCAGAGGAACGGAACCAUCCGGAAAACGUUCAGCGGAGGGAUGGCCGCCAUCAGACGCCACUCCCAGAGCAUCGCCGUCAAACUGCAGGCCGACGCUCUGGUGAACCUGAUCCGUAGAGCGCGCCCCGUCUUCCUUCAGUGCGUCGGUGCUAAAGUAGAAGCUGGAGCUUUUGAUGUUCCUUCUCUCCGAGUCCAGCUGAACUCCACCCAGAUCCUGUCCGCGCUGCAGCUGCACCGCACAGGCUACCCGGAGCACAUGACUCUGAGCGACUUCAGGUGUCACUUCCAGGCUCUGUCGCCUCCGAUAAUGAAACGCUACGCCUCCAUGUUCGUGAACCACGACGAGAGGAAGGCGGUGGAGGAGCUGCUCUGUGAGCUGGAUCUGGACAAGAAGAGCAUCGUGAUGGGCUCCAGCAGGGUGUUUAUGAAGCGUGGUGUGCUGCGGUACCUGGAGCUCCAGAGGGACCAGCAGGUGAGCGGCUGGCUGCUCCACCUGCAGGCCGCCUGCAUGGCUCACCUGGCCCGACAGAAGUACCGCAAACUCAAGGUGCAGCAGAUGGCGAUCAGCUGUCUGCAGAGGAACCUCAGAGCGCUGUGGUUCGUCUCUGAGUGGAGCUGGUGGAAACUCUUCUGCAAGAUCCGUCCUCAGCUCGACGUCAACAUGGACAACGAGAGGCUGAGGGCUAAAGAG
Molecule: messenger RNA, 3374 nt
Organism: Trematomus bernacchii (emerald rockcod)
Lineage: Eukaryota; Metazoa; Chordata; Actinopteri; Perciformes; Nototheniidae
Product: unconventional myosin-XVIIIb-like
Cellular component (GO): myosin complex
Molecular function (GO): ATP binding; cytoskeletal motor activity; protein binding
Source: RefSeq, a predicted model, not a curated record